AUGGCUGGAUUUGCCGACUUUGACGCCGGUCAUCGAGACCUAGUCUCGGUCACCAAAUUCAAUUUUUACGGCAAUCGCAUUGUCACGGCUUCAACUGAUCACCGCAUGAAGGUCUGGGACCAGAAAGACGGUGAAUGGCAGCUCGUAGAUACUUGGCGUGCCCAUGACGCGGAGAUCCGUGAUGCGACCUGGAAUGGCCCUUUCACGGGCCAGCACAUUGGUAGCGUGGGCGAAGACAUGAAAUGCAAGAUAUGGCAGGAGGAUGUUACGCAACCCCCCAAUUCAGGCCGGCGUUUCAGGUCCAUCUUUCGCAUGACCGCCCCUCAGCGCCACCCAUUUGUAUCAAUCGAUUUUCGCAACAUUGAUCUGGAAUCUUGGAUGGCCGUUAUUACUCGCGACGGCUACCUGAUGAUCAUGGAGCCUGUAAGUCCCGACACUCUUGCGGACUGGCAGCCGUUAGAUCAGUUUAGAGUCUGCACUGCUCCUCAGCGAGGAGAAGAAACAAGCUUCAAAGUGCAGUUCCAUCAUGAUCCUUCGGACAUCACGCAUUCUGUAUUGCCCUCUUCAGAUCGCAAAAGUUUGUCGCUGGUGGUAGCCGCCAUGGACAGCGUAAAGAUCUAUCGCACUGAUGCCAGUCGACGUUUUUACCAUGCCAUCGAACUGACGGGACAUGGUGGUCUUGUGAGAGACAUCUCUUGGGCCAAUGGGUCAGUGAGGGGAUAUGACCUCAUUGCUAGUGGCUGCAAGGAUGGCUUCAUCCGGGUUUUCGAGGUAUAUACCACGGCCUCUGGCUCUGGGUCACAAACUUCCAAUGGCAACCACGCACAUUCUUCAUCGCAGUCAUCAUCAAUUCGUGCGACCACCCAGUCAGGUAUCGGCUCUGCCCUUGCAAGCCGUGCUCCUGUGUCGAUGUCCAGUCGUGCCGCGCCCGCAGAUUCACAGUUCAAGCAUUCGUUCAAGGAAAUAGCAUGCAUUGACAGCAAGCACCUAGACGUGUGGCAAGUUGGCUUCUCAUACGCUGGUUAG
Molecule: messenger RNA, 1026 nt
Organism: Aspergillus niger
Lineage: Eukaryota; Fungi; Ascomycota; Eurotiomycetes; Eurotiales; Aspergillaceae
Exons: 2
Coding region: 1-1026 (341 amino acids)
Biological process (GO): cellular response to amino acid starvation; positive regulation of TORC1 signaling
Cellular component (GO): Seh1-associated complex; nuclear pore outer ring
Molecular function (GO): structural molecule activity; protein binding
Source: RefSeq, a predicted model, not a curated record